AUGCCAGCGUUUCAAGCCGGGGAGCGGUGCCAGGGGGGGGGGGGGGCGGUCGAGCAGCACAAUGAGGCGAACAAGGAGGAUCAGGCUGCCUACUGGAUACCCCAGGCGACACCUGAUGGAAGGCUCUUCUAUUUCAACACCCUCACCGGCGUGAGCACCAUGGAGCUGCCCCUGGAGGCGCCUGGCGCCAACGAGAGCGGCCCCCGCGACCGCGUCAACGUCUUUAUUCCAGAGUCGUCACGACCGCCCGCCGAGGCCUUUGCCUCUGGCUACAAUGUCGAUGAUACCGACGAUGAAACGUCUGCAUCCGACUUGGAAGGCCCCAAUCCCAAGGGCUCGUACAGCUCGCGCGUAAGUAUUGUGGACCACCACAGACAAGGCAUCGCUUAUCCGACGGCCUCUCAUCAGCGACCUCCAUGGAGUCGAUGA
Plenodomus lingam JN3 is the source of this 429-nucleotide messenger RNA. NCBI's taxonomy places the organism in Eukaryota, Fungi, Ascomycota, Dothideomycetes, Pleosporales, Leptosphaeriaceae. The record is from RefSeq and is a predicted model, not a curated record.